GAGAAAUAAAACCGGCCUCGAGGAGCCUCGAGGACGGAUCCACAACCGAUCAUAUCAUGGAUUGUGUGGCUACUUAUUAUUCCUUAAAUUGUUAUCGUUGCAUGUCUCUCCUGCUGAUCACGCUGAAGCACUCGACAUUUCCUGCAUCUUAAAUAUCGCGUAGCACACCAUCUCGUUGAGACGUGCCGACCAUCUAUCUUAUAUCGUCCUCGAUCAGCGAUGUCUGAUAACGAUGAAUCGUUCAUACCUUCCCCGCCCUCCGACUUCUAUGAUACGGAGGCAGAAGAGUCGCCUCCCCUGCCAGUGAGAGUGCGUGUGCGGCAUGAGCCAGAGGCAGAUGCCCAAGUACCGCUUCGUGCAGUGCGCUAUUCAUCUCGCAAGAAGCGAUGGGCUCAGACUUCUAACUGCGCCAAAGGCGUAAGGGAGCCCCUACCGUCUUCCAUCCGCCUCGUGACAUGGAACCUCGACUUCCAAAGUUCCGAGAAGAAGAAGCGGCUCCUUGCUGCCCUCUCCUACAUACAGCACCGCGUUCUCCGCUGCGGGACCACCAGCGAACGACCUGAACCAUGCUGCAUCCUUUUGCAGGAGGUACACGCGUCAGUUUUCACGCAGAUCCUCAAUGCCGAGUGGGUGCGACGGUGUUUCAUAGUUGUUCCCACUGGCCCGGACAAGUGGCCAGAGCAAGCAUUCUAUGGAAAUGUCACGCUAGUCUCCCGCACAAUUCCCGUGGUCAAUGCCUCCACCAUCACAUUCAGCAACUCUGAGAUGUAUCGCAAUGCCAUAUUCGUUGAUAUUAAAUUGAGCAUCCCAGCUCACGAGGACGAACCUCGCCUAUCAGCAGGCAUCGUGACCCUGCGCGUUGCAAACACGCAUCUCGAAUCCUUACCAAGCGGGGCCAAGGCACGCCCCAGGCAAUUAAAACUCGUCGGAAACGCAUUGCAUGCGAGAGGACUCCUCGGGGGCAUUGUUGCAGGGGAUAUGAAUGCUAUCGUGCCCACUGACGAGACGAUCACGGAGGACGCCGGGCUUUACGAUGCAUGGGAGGGAGGUGAUGACGACGAAGAUGGUUUUACCUGGGGAUACCAGCCUCUGGAGGAGUAUGCGCCUGGCCGGUUAGACAAGGUGCUCUCUACCAGACAAGAGGGCUUCAUUGUGGAAGAGCCAGAGAGAAUAGGGAUGGGUGAAGCGAUUGGGAACGGCAAAUGGGUGAGCGACCAUUAUGGGUUGGUGACACGCGUGCGCAUCGUGCGGGAAGAUUAACAAGAUAAUGAAGGACCAGCUGGUGAGAAAUGACGGGGUGCAGUACUUAUCAUGACCACAACACUGACGCACUACUCAGGAACUGCGGAACGACGAAUCAGAUGGUAACUGACGUAUUUUUACGUGAGUAGCAGUGUUCCGAACAACGAUUCAACGAACGCCGAAUGUUGUCAAUGCACAAAAAAACGAAAAUUCAAAGUUAUGAUGGUGUUGCCCGACAGAAAUCAAUGGAGGCCUUGGGUUCAGGAAGAGUUUCGCAAGUGUAGGCUACGUAGGCUAGGCUAGUUAACGUUCAAUAUAUGCUACUAUUAUAUUGUACCAGUGGGGUUGGCGUGGCGUGUUUGGAAGGAUGAUGUAAAUAAACAGAGUCGGGCAAAUAAAUACGAAUACUAACAACUUUUUUCCA
This is a messenger RNA of Suillus paluster, 1666 nucleotides long. RefSeq names its product Endonuclease/exonuclease/phosphatase. Bases 220 to 1260 code for a protein of 346 amino acids. The transcript has a single exon. Gene Ontology annotation, biological process: double-strand break repair. Gene Ontology annotation, molecular function: 5'-tyrosyl-DNA phosphodiesterase activity; single-stranded DNA binding. Gene Ontology annotation, cellular component: cytoplasm; PML body. NCBI's taxonomy places the organism in Eukaryota, Fungi, Basidiomycota, Agaricomycetes, Boletales, Suillaceae. The record is from RefSeq and is a predicted model, not a curated record.